This is a messenger RNA of Neurospora tetraspora, 1422 nucleotides long. RefSeq lists its product as uncharacterized. Gene Ontology annotation, biological process: ubiquitin-dependent protein catabolic process; protein deubiquitination. Gene Ontology annotation, molecular function: cysteine-type deubiquitinase activity. The record is from RefSeq and is a predicted model, not a curated record. The coding region runs from base 1 to 1422 and encodes 473 amino acids. Gene Ontology annotation, cellular component: cytoplasm. Lineage: Eukaryota; Fungi; Ascomycota; Sordariomycetes; Sordariales; Sordariaceae. The transcript has 4 exons.
AUGGAUCCAAACAGUGAGCCCGCAGCAACCCGUCGCUCAGGGCGUGCCCGCAAGCCAAACACAAGAUAUGCGGAACUCAGCUCUGACGACGAACUCAAUUCGCCCGCCGGCGUGAAGGCCAGCCGGAAGAGGGCGUCGCUCGACUCCAAGUCUUCAGCAAAGCUGGAAGAGUCAGCCAAUCCCGAGGGAUCAUCGAUGCUCAAGGAGUCACCCGCUACAGAGGAGCCAAAGACAGCUAUUCGGCCUCGACGAAAUGCCAAGCGCAAGGCAGCCCCCGAAGUCUUUGACGUGCCCGUGAACGUCCUGGAGGCUUCGUUAGGACCAUGGCAAGAGAAUGAGCUAACAGAAUGGCCAAGCUGGACGGACGUGGAAUCUGACCCAGUCUUCUUCAAUCGUAUCCUCAGACUGCUCGGCAUACGGGAGGCCAAAACGACCAACAACGCUUGUGCGACAGUUGCUUUAUUCAAUAUCAUCAUGAACGCCCAAGACCUUCCACUGGACACAAAUCUGUCCAAGUUCAAGGAGGAAUCUAGACCCCUAUCUCCACCGUUGCGUGGUCACCUUCUCAGCAACAGUUCGUGGAUAAGGGUAGCACAUAACCAUUUUGCACGGCGUCUGGACCUUCUCAAUGCAGCCCUGGCCCUCGAGAACAAGGCUGAGGAAAGCAAAAAGAAGCGGGCUAGAACCACAGCGCGCCGUAAGAAGGGGCAGGAGAUCGAGGAUGCCUAUCACUUUGUUGCAUAUGUACCAAACCACCGGGACCGUAGCGUAUGGGAACUCGAUGGGCUGAAGUUUAACCCUCGCUACGUUGGAAAAUUCGAGGAAGGGGCGCACUGGACAAGUGUAGCCCAGCCUGUCAUCCAGGAAAAGAUGAUGGAGUAUGAAGCCGGUCAAUUGGCGUUUAGCCUCCUCGCUCUUUGCGGAGACCGUCGGGCCGCACUGCGGCGUCAACUCGCUGUCAACAUCCAUUGCACAAAAUUGCUGGAUGAUGCAUUCGGAAGAGAAUCGGCCUGGUUUGAGGAAGAUAAUGAGUCGCCUUCAUUCAAGGACCAUAUCAGCAACUUCAACGACAUGAGUAAACUUGACGAGUUCCAGCUCAGUGCGGACGAAGCUCAACUCAUUAUCGAGAGUUCAGCAGAUGCCCAUCAGUUGCAAGAUAAAAUACAGGCCGGUGGUAUGGAGAUGGCUGAGGCGCUGCUUUUUAGAACGGAGCUCCGCCAGAAACAGGAGCAGAUUCGGGCGGAGUACUACACUGAAGUCGCUUCUGGGCCGGAAGGUGACGAGGACGGUGAUUCUCAGGAUGAAGAUCCUGGACGGAGGAAGGACCACACACCAGCAAUUCAUGAAUGGGUGACGAAGCUUGCCGAGCGUGGUGUGCUGAGGGAGCUACACGAACAGGUGAAAUCGCGAAACGGUUCAUAA